AAAAGGUUACAACAUAUCGUUCUAAAUGACGGAUUGUGAUGCUACAGAGAUGCCCAAGCCUACAAAUCAUAGCUGCGUCUCUUCCUGCCUCAUCCAACAUGCUUCGUCUGCUGCUCUACGUGACUGCGGUCCUCCAUUUUAGUACAUUUGGCUCCACGCAGGUUUGCCUGGGAGAAUCUGAGUGCGCCCUGUGCACUGUGACCGGCCCCACCGUCAUCACUGUCCAAGGCCAGGCUCACUCUGUCCAAGAUCGCUGUGUGUACACUCUGAUAAAGACCUCAUCAAUCCCAGAUGUCAAGGUUAAGGCGACAUUCAAGGAACGACGGCGUCAAGAUCACCACUUUUUGGACAGUGUGAUCCUGUCUCUGGAGGGGGAAUCAAGUGGUACAAUCAGCCUGGAACAAGGCGGGAGAGUUAAGGUGGACGACACAGAAGAGACACUCACCUCCACGGAGAAGGAUUUUCACGGUGUGACUCUCUUCAAGACCGAGGCUGGAGUGACGGCAAAGAUAAUCAAAACUACCUACUCCAUGAUCGUCUUCUUUGAUGGCUACACUGCACAGAUAUACAUUAAAGGACCGACUGGACAAGCUCCAGCUGUGGAGGGUUUAUGUGGCAACUCCGAUGGGGAGUUAAGUAAUGAGAAGCUCGAUGAUGACAGUGAGGAUGGCUGUGAGACGCCACACACUGACACCACUGCCAAACCAGACAACUGCGACGAAAUGACUACACACUGUAACCUCCUGACGCAGGAAUCCUUCACAGCUUGUCAUGACAACGUCGCAACAGGGCCCUACGUAACUGCCUGCACAAACACUUUGUGCCAUUAUCCUGCUGGGGACGGACUCAAGUGUCAGUUCCUGGAGGCCUAUGCCAGAGCCUGCAGCCUGUACACCGAUGACAACAUUGAAAGCUGGAGGUCAAACGCCGCCUGCUCUCAAGGACCUCAGGCCUACUGUCAGGACCAGUACUGCAGUCCUGAUGAAUUCUGCGGCGAUAAGAGCAGUGGUGAUGGAACCCGGUGCCACUGUCGGGCCAUAUUUGCCUCCCCAUACAGAACUGAAGACACUUUGGGUGACCCAGCAGUCUGUGAUGGGAGCUCUCAGUCAAUUACUCUGGUUGGUUGUCUCCUGGAGGACAAAGACAUCAGCUACACUGACUUACACCUCUAUGACAAAACCUGCAGAGCUGAAAAGGACGACACGACCCACCUGGUGACUAUAAGCUUCGACUCUAGCACCAACCCCUGUGGGACGAUGAUCAGGAUGAACAGUGACGACGAAGUUAUCAACAAGAACGCCGUCAAGCUGGAGACCACUAACAAGGAAUUGGUUGACUUCACCUGCCCCUUUGUUAUUCCAGAUAUUAACAUCGAUUUCUCAGUCAACAUCAAAGUCAAAAGUGGUACCAGCGGCAGCCCUUCAGUGGCGUAUGUUACAACUGGAAUUUGGCACUACAUUCUGACCAUGAAGGCCUACACCGAUGCCCAACGCACACAGGAAGUGACUGGGGACACCAAGCUCAAACUGAACCAGAGGGUCUGGUUCGCGCUGGUGGCAAACGGCCUGGAUGAUAAAGUUGCUUUGGUGAUACAGUCCUGCUUUGCAACCCACGAAGAUUCAGCUGAUGCAGAUCAGAAAUAUCACCUCAUCUCGGAUCGCUGUCCGAAUACUGAUGACAAAACUGUGGAAGUGGAGAGUAACGGACAGGGAACAUCCGACUUCUUCUCCUUCAGCAUGUUCCAGUUUUUUGGGGAAAAAAGAGACGUCUACCUGCACUGCAGAACAAACCUGUGUAUCAAAAGCAAGGAGGUCUGCGUCUUGAACUGCAACCAGACCAAUAGGAGACGCAGAUCUGCCAAGUCUAAACUCAAAAAUCAUACCUCAACCAUCGUCACCAUGGCCUGGGGUUCUUAGAUCAGCAGUACUCAUGGAGAAAAGCUAUCCUUUCAGACGGACAGACGGAUCUGAAUCGCCUGUUUCCCCUCAAAACCAAGAAUUUGACUUUUAAUCUCACUUUAACUUUAAGGGUUCAGUUUUUCCUCAAAACCAAACCUAAGGGCUUAUUUUUAUUGCUAAAACAAUCAGUCAAUUAACUGAUGAGCUGGAUGUCAGAAAGAAAAUCUGCAGCAAGUUUGAUGAUCGAUUAGUCAUUUUAAAGGUAUACUCUGCAGGAUCAUCCUCAAAACACACGGUAUUAACUCAUACAAAAGUAAUUCCUCCCAAAGAAGCAGCACGUGUCCAAGUGGAAGCUACAAAAAAUGUUGUUUAUCACUGUAAACUGAACAUUUUGGGGUUUUUGCUCUGUUGGUCAGAGGAAACAAGACGUGUGAAGAUGUCACCUUGAGGUCUGGAAAACUGUGACAGACACUUUCACUGUUGUCUGACAUUUUAUAGAUGAAACGUUAAAGAAAAUCAUCAUCAGUUGCUUAAUUAGGGAGUUUUUUCUGAUCUGCCUGAACUAUAAUGCCAAUAACCACAUAAAAACAUCCUGUGUGCUAAAGUGUUAACACCCUCAGACAGAGCUUUAUACAUACAGAUGAUCCGGUAUGUAUGACAUUGUCACAUACAAUAUUUCGACAAAAACAACAACAAAAAACAUUCAUUUCCCCAUACGCACAAGGAUCCAUAUGGCACAAUAAAAUAAAAUAAUCUCAGACAGCAAACAUUAAAAUACACCAGAAUGAAACAGAUGCAAAACGCUUGAAAAUAACAAGAAUCAACACAAUAAAGGUCUGAAAUUAACCCUCAGUGGACGUCAAAUGAAUUAAACUGACCUUUGUGGAGGGAAACAUUGUUAAAGUCACCAGUGUUACCAGCAGGUGUUGCAGUGGAGGGCAAACAUGUCACUUCUCUGAUGACGAGGAUACCACCACUUUCCUUCCUUCAGGUUAUUUUUUAUAAAGAGUCUGAAACUUGCUGCAGAAAGAUCCAUUUGCUGCUUUAUAUCCUUCCAUGGUGGUGCACUGAUCUACACUCCAACAUCUAUUCUGAUAAACAAGUUGGGCUGUUCCCAAAUCUGAAUUUUCCAGUUUUCCUGUUUGGUACGAAUUGAAUUUCUAGCUAGUCAGGGAGAAGUAAAUCCACUUUUUUCUUAUCUGUGGAUGUUUUUGUUUAAAAAAAUACUCAACAUUAUUAUAGGUGUGGUUUCAUCAAUAUGCCUUUCCAUGAACUAUCAUAAAUAUCUACAUUAUAUCCUCAAGAGACCUGGACUUGGAACUUUUGGUAUGUAUUUUAAUUUCUCCUAGCUAUUUGGGAUCAGUAGGAUCUGAUAGCUAUAAAAAACUACACUUUGUAAACGAUAAUAAAGUCCCAAUGUCUUCAAACGAGAUGAUAACGAAGUCCAAAUGUCUUCAAACGCAUACCUCCUAAUUACCAGCGUCUUAGCUUGUUACUGCUGCUAAAAUUGGACAAAUUUGUUGCCGUAUCAAACUGCAAACAUUAUUAAUCAUAAAUAAACAAGUUUCAACCAUUAAAUGUGAUGUGUGUGUGUGUUUGUGUUGAGAUUGGCUGCAGACUGACUUGGCAGAGAUGGCGGCCAUCUUGUUCGUAUGUGGAUAAGUGUAUUGUGGCCUUACUACCACUAGAUGGCACAAAAAAGUGUCCACAAACGAGGAUGACAGGUCUAAGUAGAGCAGAAUGAAGUAUAAGGUGCAGGAAACCAAAGAUGCGACGUUCUCAUAUGAGGACACAGGGUCUCAGGAGGAUAUAAGGCCUAAACCACCCAGAUAUAUGACAGUCCACAUUAGACGUGAAGGUCAUUUCGAGAAAAAUUUAAAAAAAAACUAGAAAGCUUACAGCCUGACAAAAAUGAAUCAGCUGCUGAGAAACUUUGCAUUUAUUAACCACUUCAUCAGAAACAGAAUGAGCAGGUGGAGGAUGUGACAAGCUAGAUUUCAAGUUGAUGAGUUGUUGCAUUACAAAAAAUUUCUAAUUAUCUAAUGUCCAGUAUGACAAUUAAAUAUCACCCUUGUAAUCAACUUUAUUUUACCACACAUCUGUUAAGAAAUAAAACAAAAACUAAAGGUGACUAAAGGUUGACUGAGAUGGAUUUUCUCUCUGUAGCAAGUUUCAAGUCUUCGCUAGUUGAUUUUCAGAGAAACCUAUGACUAUCUGGAAGGAAGAGAAUCUAAAGACAUGGUGGAUGAUCUGGAAAAUGAUCAGCAGCGAUGUCAAGUGUGUGAUUUCAAGUUAAUGGGCCAAAACAUGCAAAAGCAGCAGUACAGGUCUUGCAAGUAUAACAAUAAAGUUUUAUUCUGGUGCAAAGAAGCAAAAUCAUAAAAAUCUUACAUAUCGGUAAUGUUGUGUUUUUUAAUCUCCUGCCACGGUUAAAUUUCAGAUUAAUUUCAGACCCUAAAUACAAUCAGAGCUGAGCGGCUCGUCGCUGUGGAUUCAUGUGGCUCUGAUCACGGACAGGACAGUCGUCUGACCAGUAUCUCUGUUUUACAGGCUUUCACACCAAAAGUGCAAGUUUGACCUUGCGUAGAGCAAAGUCAUUAUUUCCAAUGGAGAGAGCGGCUGCACCAGCCAUAGUGGCACACCGAAGUCUUAUUGACAUGAGGCAGAAGUUAUGAUGGAGAUAAUCUCACUGCUGGAAUUCAGAGCACAAAAUUAAAUUUUCCACCAGUUUUGUAAAUUUCAUUCCACUCUCCUCACCAGGAGACAAACAAUCUGAGAGAAUGAGGAUACCAGUUAAGAAGAUUUCUAUUCUGAUUGUUUUACAAAGCAUUAGUUACAUAUCCAUCCAAAUUAAGUGCAAAUUUUCAGAAAAACUGCAAAGGAAAUGUGUUUCCACCUGCUACCAUUAUUGUUGGAAUUAGGAAUUGGUGCAAUAAGGUAAGCGAUGGUACAGUUGGUGGUGUUAAUUCUCCAGUCAGGUGCCUUUAAACCAUUGCAGAAGAAGAGGAAAGCUGAUGUUAUGAACGUACUUCCAGUCAAACCACAAAUGGUGGAAAAAAACACACAUAUAAAACAUGCAAAUAUGACAUUUAUGUUUCAUACAUUAAAGGGUAACUUCUUUGGUAUUUUUCAGCCUGGACCAUAUUUUCUCAUGUUUUUAUGUUUUAGUGUCUGAUGGACACAACAGUUUUUAAAAUCUGUCUAGUAAUGAGCGAGAGGGCUGCAGCCAGCAGCCGCCUGACAAGCCCCGAAGUCGUCGAAAUCCGGCGCUUGGGCAGUGACUUGCGGUGUCAGAAACCAACGAAAUAAGGGGUCCUUUAACGUCGGCAUGAUACAAGGCCAGUUGCCGUUAUAGUUUAACUCCACCCAGCAGCGUCAGGGGGAGAGGAGGCAGGACAAGGACGAAAGUUAAGUGGUGAAAGUCCAAUUGGGGCGGGUCGGUCCAACAAACUUUUUGGACUUUUACCCGAGAGAGUGGUGUUUUCGCCACCUGUAAGAUUCUAAAGCCAAUCACUGUUCUCUUUUCCUAAACCUAACCACGUGCGUUUGUUGUUGAAGGAAAAAAAAAAAAAAACGUCAAUUUGUAGUGUUGUACCGAUGUAGUGCAUGUAUUUUGAAAGAGACUGUAUGUAAACUUUAAAUUUCCUGCAAAAACGGAAGUGUAUAUUGAAAGAAGGCAACUUGACACGGCGUCCCAGAGCGUCAACAACCAACGCACCCAGGGUACCUUGCACAUCGUAUGUGGACGUGGAAAGUCCAUGACCAAGCACGUCAAUAUGUGACGAGGUCGGAGUGAGAAUGUGUUGGCCUGACAGUCUGCAAUGUAACAUUAAUGGACAAAUGUGCAUCGCCAAUUUACGUCCACUAAAAGUACUUGUUUUUGCCACUGACAGGAUCAGAUUGUCAUUUUAAGUGUCAGUGACAUUAUGGAAAGGAUCCCUACAGAGAUAGGCUUUUUUGUUGAAGAGUAUGAUCGUUUUUGUUUUGCUCUCACCAAACCCACCAGACUCCAUUCAAAUAAACAGUACUUACAUCGUCUUUAAACACACUUCAUUCAGUGUCAACAGAAAUAAAAUAAAAUUCACAAAAGCCGUCUCGGGUCGUCUUUCCACUAUUUUAACAACCACAAACUCUGCUCUGGUUGAAAUAAACCCUUAAUUCUUCAGUUAGUUGUGAAAACAUGUUGGCUCUAUUCACGCUAAAAUUACUGAUUACUAAAAUGGAGUCUGGUGGGUUUGCCAAAAGCACUUUUCAUUUAAACAAAAA
Molecule: messenger RNA, 6164 nt
Organism: Epinephelus moara (kelp grouper)
Lineage: Eukaryota; Metazoa; Chordata; Actinopteri; Perciformes; Serranidae
Product: alpha-tectorin-like
Exons: 14
Coding region: 39-1916 (625 amino acids)
Source: RefSeq, a predicted model, not a curated record